CGGUGAGGAGCUGAGUGGAUCCACGGUGAGGAGCUGUGGAUCCACGGUGAGGGGCUGAGUGGAUCCACGGUGAGGGGCUGCGUGCCACAGCUCCCUCGGUGAGUGACGGCGGCAGCUGCUGCUGGAGCACGAACCCCCUCAUGGGACGACGCAGUCCUGCAGCGCCUGAUCUGGAGGCAACGUGAGGAGCGCGCAUAACUCCAGAAAACGGACGACUGCAAGGUCCCCCGACCCUCCCCUGACCUCCCCCCACCCCCGCUCCCGCUCCCCCUGCGCGCACCGACAGCUGCCGAAGCGCAGACACCGGGGAACUUGGAGAGGUCAGAAAGCCGCCGUGGACGGAGGGGAAGAAUCCAUCGGCACUUGUCCCUUCCAAAGCCCAAAGACUGUGGACACGUAGCAUGGGAGCGAAAUGUUGUCCAGGAAAGGACUCAUUCCGGAGGAUUACCUGCUCACCCGGCUGGCCGAGGACGUCCUGCUGCAGCCCAAGUUCAAGGCCAGUCAGGGGAAGGCGCGCUUCGUCUCCAAGAACGGCACCUGCAACGUAGCGCACACCAACAUCCGAGAGCAGGGUCGGUUCCUGCAGGACGUGUUCACCACGCUGGUGGAUUUAAAAUGGCUCCACACGCUCAUCAUCUUCACCAUGUCUUUCCUGUGCAGCUGGCUCCUUUUCGGGAUGGUGUGGUGGCUCGUCGCCUUUGCGCACGGCGACCUGGACCAGAGAGGGGACGACUUCGUCCCGUGCGUCACGGACAUCCACUCCUUCUCGUCCGCGUUCCUCUUCUCCAUAGAGGUGCAGGUGACCAUCGGCUUCGGCGGCCGCAUGAUCACGGAGGAGUGCGCGUCCGCCAUCAUCAUCCUGAUCGUGCAGAACAUCGUGGGGCUGAUCAUCAACGCCAUCAUGCUGGGCUGCAUCUUCAUGAAGACGGCGCAGGCGCACCGGCGCGCAGAGACGCUCAUCUUCAGCAAGCACGCCGUCAUCUCGCUGCGCAACAAGAAGCUGUGCUUCAUGGUGCGCAUCGGGGACCUGAGGAAGAGCAUGAUCAUCAGCGCCACCGUGCGGAUGCAGGUGGUGAGGAGGAGCACCACCGACGAGGGGGAGCUGGUGCCGCUGGACCAGAUCGACAUCCACAUGGAUAACCCGGUUGGCACCAACGGGAUCUUCCUGGUGUCCCCCCUCAUCAUCUCCCACGUCAUGGACAAGGACAGCCCCCUGUACGGGCUGUCCCCGCAAGACCUGCAGCACGACCACGUGGAGGUGAUCGUGGUGCUGGAGGGCGUGGUGGAGACCACCGGCAUCACCACGCAGGCGCGCACCUCCUACGUGUCGGAGGAGAUCCUGUGGGGCCAACGCUUCGUGCCCACGGUGUCCGAGGAGGACGGCAUGUACGCGGUGGACUACUCCAAGUUCGGCAACACCGUGAAGGUGCCCACGCCCUGCUGCAGCGCCCGGCAGCUGGACGAGGCCGGCGGCCUGCGGGGCUUCAGGAUGAGCGAGGGCGGCCCCCUGCGGGCCUCCGUGAGGAGACGGAGGGGCUGCAGCGUGGGGGCCCGCAGGUCCAGGGUGGAGAUCCUCUGAGACCCACCAUUAGGGUUGCCACCUUUCAGAAAUAGAAAUAAGGGACACCCCGAUUUCAGCAGCGCAGGGCCAAAAAAAAGGGACAUCCCCAAAACGUCUAAACUGCAUAGAAAUGUGUUUAUUUUAUAUGAAAAAACAAAAUGAUUUGAUUUUAAGUUUAAAUUGCUUUAAUAGCACUGAACUUGCAUGACUGUACAGACCGCCAACCAUACUAGCAGCUGAAAUAGCCUCCUAUGUAUGUCCACAUCAGCCCAGAUGUAGAAUAACAAGUGAAGGUCGGAAAAUUAGAAUAUGGUGUAAAGUUAAUUUAUUUCAAUAAUUCAACUUAAAAGGUGAAACUAAUAUAUUACCUAGUCUUAUUACAUGCAAAGCAGAUAUGUUAAGCAUUUAUUUGUUAUAAUCUUGAUGAUUGAAUUGUUUAUUGAUUAAAAUAUUCUAAUUUUUUGAUAUUUUUUAUUUGGGGUUUUCAUAAACUGUGAGACUUAAUCAUCCAAAUUAUAACAAAUAAAGGCUUGAAAUAUCUCACUUUGAAUGCAGUGGGAAAUAAUACAUUCACCAAUAGUUGAAUUUACCACGAAUGAAGUUUUGCAAUAUAUUCAAAUGUUCAGACCUUCACCUGUAUAUCAUGACAUCAAUUAAUAAGGGCAUAAUAUGUGUCCGUAUUGGUUCAAUACGGAACGCAACUUUUAAUUCCCAAUUACGUAAAAAUUCUGUAUUUCAAGGGACGGGUGGCGACCCUACCCACCAUGGUCCGCAGGUCCAGGGUGGAGAACCUCUGAGGCCUCCUGCAUGACCACGGACUGUUUAGAAAAAAAUAAAGAUGAUUGAAUAAUCAAAUCUUAGUUAUUGUAUAACAAAUAUUUUACGGAUUAUAAAUAAUCAAUAAUCCACAUCAGCUUUACCAACUCAGUGGGAUGUACACACAUUGACUUGUUCUACUCAGGGUCCUCAGAUCAAUGCACAAGGGCAGGCUGGGACUGGAGGACGCGAGUCCUGGUGUCCAGAGUGAGCUGUCUUUUAUAAUUGUGAGUGACUGCAUGGAUUUGAAAUGAAUAAAAGAGGUGUUUUUAUUUAAACAUG
Molecule: messenger RNA, 2659 nt
Organism: Cololabis saira (Pacific saury)
Lineage: Eukaryota; Metazoa; Chordata; Actinopteri; Beloniformes; Belonidae
Gene: kcnj11
Product: potassium inwardly rectifying channel subfamily J member 11
Exons: 1
Coding region: 413-1579 (388 amino acids)
Biological process (GO): potassium ion import across plasma membrane; regulation of monoatomic ion transmembrane transport
Cellular component (GO): plasma membrane
Molecular function (GO): ATP-activated inward rectifier potassium channel activity
Source: RefSeq, a predicted model, not a curated record